GAGACUUUGAUAAACAUCAGCGAGAACGAGAUGAACAAAAAGUGAGAGUACGGCACUACUGGAGACAUCCUCAGUAUAACUCACAGAACUACAACAAUGACAUUGCUUUGGUCCAAUUGACUAGUGAUGUGAUUUUUACCCAGAAUGUACUUCCCAUCUGCCUUCCUCGUCCUAACCUAGCUACUUUGCUGAUUGAAGAAGUAGCUCAUGGAACAGUUAGUGGAUGGGGUGCAACUCAUGCUAAGGGUAAGUUAAUUCGCUUUCUCAUGAAAGUUAGGUUGCCCAUUGUGAGCAUGGAGACCUGUCGGCAGUCAACUAAGAAGCUCAUUACGGACAACAUGUUUUGUGCAGGCUAUGAUGCGGAAGGGCAGGACGCUUGCAAAGGAGAUAGCGGUGGACCUUUUGCUGUAUCUUAUCACAAUACUUGGUAUCUCUUGGGGAUUGUCAGCUGGGGAGAAGGUUGUGCUGAAGUCGGAAAAUAUGGAGCUUAUACUCUAGUACCCAAUUAUAUUUCAUGGAUAAAGGAAGUAUUCGAAACUAAUUCUGGAAGUUUUUUUGCAUAG
Molecule: messenger RNA, 563 nt
Organism: Protobothrops mucrosquamatus (brown spotted pit viper)
Lineage: Eukaryota; Metazoa; Chordata; Lepidosauria; Squamata; Viperidae
Product: coagulation factor X-like
Exons: 1
Biological process (GO): proteolysis
Molecular function (GO): serine-type endopeptidase activity
Source: RefSeq, a predicted model, not a curated record